This is a messenger RNA of Puntigrus tetrazona (Sumatra barb), 1025 nucleotides long. It is a transcript of the gene pin1, whose product is annotated as peptidylprolyl cis/trans isomerase, NIMA-interacting 1. Gene Ontology annotation, molecular function: peptidyl-prolyl cis-trans isomerase activity; protein binding. Lineage: Eukaryota; Metazoa; Chordata; Actinopteri; Cypriniformes; Cyprinidae. Gene Ontology annotation, cellular component: cytosol; nucleus. The transcript has 4 exons. The record is from RefSeq and is a predicted model, not a curated record. The coding region runs from base 140 to 619 and encodes 159 amino acids.
UUCGGAUGUUUAAGCAGACAAAAGCGCGAGGCCCUCUGCCGGUCGCCCCGGUCACUGCAGCAGAGCCGCGGCGGAGCAUCAGAUCGCAGCCGCGCCGAACCGAGCCCGAACGAACCGACACCGACGGCACCCUCACAUCAUGUCCGACGACGAGAAGCUGCCGUCCGGCUGGGAGAAGCGCAUGAGCCGGAGUUCAGGUCGUGUUUAUUACUUCAAUCACAUCACUAACGCGAGUCAGUGGGAGCGUCCGAGCGGAGCGGGAGCAGACGGUGUGUCCGAGGUGGAGAAGGUGCGCUGCUCUCAUCUGCUGGUCAAACACAACCAGUCCCGCCGGCCGUCCUCCUGGAGAGAGGAGAACAUCACACGCAGCAAGGAGGAGGCGCUGCAGCUCAUUCACAAGUACAUCGAACAGAUCAAGUCUGGCGAGGAGGACUUCGAGAGUCUGGCGUCUCAGUUCAGUGACUGCAGCUCGGCGAGGAACGGAGGAGACCUGGGUUUGUUCGGGAGAGGUCAAAUGCAGAAGCCGUUUGAAGACGCCUCGUUUGCGCUGAAGGUGGGAGAUAUGAGUGGUCCGGUGUUCACUGACUCUGGAGUUCACAUCAUCCUGAGAACCGGAUAGCUCCCUGUCCGUCACACACACACACACAUCUCACACACACACACACACAGACACACAUCACACACACUGUCCCGGGAGUCCUCGCCUCUCUGUUUCCUGAAAGCCCUCUCCUGACUCGUGGAAGCUGCACGUGAAGUCCCUGCGGUGUCUCAGAUCUCUACCCAGCAUUCCCUCGCUCCGGCUCGGCUAAACGCUAGCAUGAUCUGCUGUCUCCGGCUCGGUCGAGGACGGCAGGCGUGUGACUCAUCCACAAGAAAUGACCAAUAAAGUUUGCCAUGUCACUAAAGAACACGCUCCCGCUUCGUCUCUAAGCAUGAACCUGUCUACAGUUCACUGAAUCAGUUUCCCUUCAAAUGAAAUGAAUCGUUCAGAAUGUGUUGAAAAUAAAAGAUUCCCUUCAGCUGGA